UUUGUGUGUGUGUUCCUACAACUGAGAAGGAUACAGGGAGCCUGCCUGCCUUGCUGACUUAUCUGAUGUUUUCUUGUUUCUGUUUCAGCAUUCAGGAUAAUUCCUUCAACACGACAGCUUUAGCAGAAGAUGAUGAUAACAAAGAAAAUUAUCCGGACAACGCUGCUGUCUUAGAGGAAAGGCAGCUGCCUUUGCAAGACACUCAGCAGCACAAGCAGCAAGCUGUAACUGACUACUCGCUAAAUCCUGAAAUGGGCAACUUAAAGCUAAGAAAGCCUAGGCCCAUUGCAAAGCUAGAAAAUGGAAAAAGCCAUGGGGAAAGUCAGGAGCUGGAAAGCACAUUGCCAGGCUUCUCAGAGUGGCAGGGGAAGUCUGGAUCCUCAGCUGAUAACUAUGCACAGGACGUGGCUUUAAGAUGCCAGGAAGCAGUCGUGAGAUUUCAACCAAGAAUAGAUGAGAACUCAUGCAUUUCACCCAAAGAAGCAAAUGAGCAAUUUAACAGCUUAAAUGAGAAUUCUUUGUUGAAGCUACAAGCCCUUGAAACCGAUCUGUGCUCUGCCUUUCUGCCAACCCAGGAAGAAACUCCUCAGCUGCCGGCACCCAAGAAUCCAGCCCCUUCAUCAGUCCAAAGCAGUGUGCAAGCUGAUGGGGCCAGCUGUGGAGAGCCUGUGCCAGCCCACGGAGACUGGCAGAAUGACAUGGACAGCAGCCCUCAAGAACAUCACUCCCUAGGGACCAGUCGACUGCUGUAUCACAUCACGGAUGGAGACAAUCCUCUUUUGUCACCACGCUGCUCUAUCUUUAGCCAAAGUCAGAGAUUUAAUUUAGAUACAGAGUCUGCCCCUUCCCCACCCAGUGCUCAACCCUUCAUGAUGUCGAGAAGUUCUUCUAGAUGUAACUGUGAAGAGUGCAAGGAACCACAAACAGUAACACAACUUACCAAACAUCUGCAGAGUCUCAAGAGGAAAAUUAGGAAGUAUGAAGAAAAGUUUGAGCAAGAAAAAAAAUACCUGCCUUCACAUGGUGACAAGACUUCCAACCCUGAAGUUCUGAAAUGGAUGAAUGAUCUGGCCAAAGGUCGUAAGCAACUCAAAGAGCUGAAACUCAAAAUGUCAGAAGAGCAAAACUGUACCUCUAGAGCACCCCAAAGAAAUGAUCAUCGUGAAAGCACUGGGACCUCUAAAGAGGCUGGGACACAGGAGGCCACAAGCACAGAACCAGCUCCCUCAGUAGAAGAAACCAUGGAUAGUGUAUUGAGACGAUUAAAGGAGAAAAGACAACACUUUAACCUUCCUGAGACUAUUAAGGAUAUGACAAAAAAGCAAAUGGCUUUGGAAAAAAUCAAUCUUCAGAAAUGUCUACUAUAUUUUGAGAGUAUUCAUGGACAACCUGUAACUAAGCAAGAAAAGAGUCUCAUGAAACCUCUUUACGACAGAUACAGGAUUAUUAAGAAACUUCUCGCAACUCCAUCUUUGAUCACAACGAUUCAGGAGGAGGAAGACUCAGAUGAAGACCAUUCUCAAAGCAGCCAUGAGUUAUCAUCUGGUCCGAUAUCUUGCCUCCCUGUCGAUGAGCACCUGUGUUACUCUCAGGCGGAGAGUGAGCCUGCAUAUGUUUCACCUCUGGAUGAAAAGAAAGUUUUCAGGCAAACAGCCUUGUCUAUGUCCAAUUUACAUGAGGCAACAAUGCCCGUUCUGCUUGAACAUCUCAGAGAAACAAGAGCAGAUAAGAAAAGGCUCCGUAAAGCUCUGAGAGAGUUUGAGGAACAAUUCUACAAACAGACGGGAAGGAGUCCUCAAAAAGAAGAUCGGGUGCCAAUGGCUGAGGAAUACUCUGAAUACAAGCACACUAAAGCCAAAAUCAGGCUCUUGGAGGUUCUCAUCAGUAAGCAUGAUGUUUCCAAAACGAUUUGAAGCAAAUGCAAUGCCGUGAUAUUGUUCUCUAGCAAAAAAAAAAAAAAAAAAAAAACAACCCAAGAAAAC
This is a messenger RNA of Tyto alba (common barn owl), 1982 nucleotides long. RefSeq names its product family with sequence similarity 13 member C (gene FAM13C). The transcript is spliced from 14 exons. Bases 66 to 1913 code for a protein of 615 amino acids. Lineage: Eukaryota; Metazoa; Chordata; Aves; Strigiformes; Tytonidae. The record is from RefSeq and is a predicted model, not a curated record.